AAUUUUGCCGCAACCGAAGCCGGUCAUCGCAAGCGUGGUUCGGAGUAGCUCGGAGUUGAUUUUCGGCUUUGGUUCCGAUGCCGUCGUCUAUCACAUUGUGGAAGAAGUGUACAACUAAUUAUAACAAAGGACUGAUUUUCUAACUGCAAUCAUGGACCUUACUGACGAUAAUCUGCUGCAGUUGGGCGAAUAUCUGAAUCAGACUCUGAACGCGGACGUGAAUAUCAGGCGACCAGCGGAGAAAUUUCUGGAAUCGGUGGAAGUCAAUCAAAAUUAUCCUUUAUUACUAAUUCAUUUAUUGGGCAAACCUGAAAUUAACUUGACGAUUAGGGUUGCUGGUGCAGUUGCAUUUAAGAAUUAUGUUAAGCGUAAUUGGAAAGUGGAGGAAGACUCUGUAGAUAGGAUACAUACUCAAGACAGAGAUGCAAUCAAGAAGCUAAUCAUCAAUCUAAUGUUACACUCGCCAGAUUCAAUACAAAAACAGUUGUCUGAUGCUGUGUCUAUUAUUGGAAAGUAUGACUUUCCAAAUAAAUGGCCUGAACUUAUUGAUCAAAUGGUGGAAAAGUUUAAUACGGGUGACUUCCAUAUAAUUAAUGGUGCUUUGCAUACUGCACAUUCCUUAUUCAAGAGAUAUAGAUACGAAUUUAAAAGCGACAGUUUAUGGAGAGAAAUAAAGUUUGUAUUAGAUAAAUUUGCAAAGCCUUUGACAGAUUUAUUCUUAGCUACAAUGAAUUUAACACAAGUGCAUGCCGAUAAUGUGGAAGCCUUAAAAGUUAUAUAUAAUUCCUUAGCUAUCAUAUGUAAAGUGUUUUAUUCUCUCAAUUUUCAAGAUCUGCCAGAAUUUUUUGAAGAUAACAUGGAAGUAUGGAUGCGAAACUUUCAUACAUUGUUAAAUGCCAAUGUUCCAGCUUUGCAAACUACAGGCGAAGAAGAAGCAGGAGUAAUGGAGCAAUUAAAAUCGCAAGUGUGUGAUAAUGUUGCUCUGUAUGCUCAAAAGUAUGAUGAGGAAUUCCAGCCGUACUUACCCGAAUUUGUUAAAGCAGUUUGGGAUUUACUUACAUCCACAGGGUUACAACCCAAGUAUGAUGCUUUAGUUUCAAAUUCAUUGCAAUUCGUGGCCAGAGUAGCUGAUCGUGCACAAUAUAGACAUUUGUUCGAAGAUCCAGCAACACUUAGCAGUAUCUGUGAAAAAGUUAUUAUUCCCAAUAUGGAAUUUAGAGAGUCGGAUAGUGAAUUAUUUGAAGAUAAUCCUGAAGAAUAUAUUAGACGAGAUAUCGAAGGCAGCGACGUGGAUACUAGAAGGCGUGCUGCUUGCGAUUUAGUUAAAGUGUUGUCGAAAUAUUUUGAAGUAAAAAUUAUGGAAAUCUUUGGGGCAUAUAUACAGGUGAUGUUGCAAAACUAUGCUGAGAAACCAUCGGCAAAUUGGCGCAGUAAAGAUGCUGCUAUAUAUCUAGUUACUAGCAGUGCAAGUAAGGCACAGACACAAAGACAGGGAGUUACACAAAGUAGCGAGCUAGUCUCGUUACCACAGUUUGCUGGACAACAUAUUGAACCUGAAUUAGCAAAACCAGAUGUGAACGAGUUUCCAGUGCUUAAAGCAGAUGCAGUGAAAUUUAUAAUGACAUUUAGAUCAGUAUUACCUCGUGAUAUGGUAGUGGCGAAUUUGCCACAAUUAAUAAGACACUUAAAUGCCAGUAGUAUUGUCGUGCACAGUUACGCUGCUUGUGCGAUUGAGAAAAUAUUGGCAAUGAAGGGCACCGACAAUGGACCCAUGGUCAAAGGGAGCGAUCUAUCACCGCUGGCAGCGGAUUUGUUGAAAGGACUUUUCACUUGUAUGAAUACUACAGGCUCUGAAGAAAACGAAUAUGUAAUGAAAACUAUCAUGAGGAGUUUCGGCACUUUGCAAGAAGCUGUAGUGCCAUUCCUGGCCGAUUUACUCCCGAAACUCACUGAGAAACUCGCUAUUGUAUCUAGAAAUCCAAGCCGGCCAAACUUCAAUCAUUAUCUCUUUGAAACCUUAAGUUUGUCCAUCAAAAUUGUGUGCAAAACAAAUCCUGAAGCGGUAUCGUCUUUCGAACAAGCGCUAUUUCCCAUUUUCCAAGGAAUUCUGCAACAGGAUAUACCGGAGUUUAUUCCAUACGUUUUCCAAAUUCUGGCGUUGCUUUUGGAAUUACGAACUACUCAAGAUGUACCGGAGCCGUAUAUGGCUUUAUUCCCAUGCUUGUUAUCACCGGUAUUGUUCGAACGACAAGCCAAUAUCCAUCCGUUAAAUCGUUUGCUGCAAGCAUUCAUUAGCCAUGGCUCACAUCAAAUCGUAGCGCAAGAUAAAACGAGUGCAUUGUUAGGAGUGUUCCAGAAAUUGAUUGCAUCGAAAGCGAAUGAUCACGAAGGAUUCCUGCUGCUACAAAGCAUCAUUGAAUAUUUUACACCAAACGUUUUGGAGCCGUACAUGAAGCAGAUUUUCAUGCUUCUGUUCCAACGGCUUUCGAUAUCGAAGACAACUAAAUUUGUAAAAGGUCUCAUAGUAUUUUUUGCAUAUUACAUCAUUCGAUAUGGAUCGUCGAGCUUGAUCACGAUUAUCGAUCAAAUACAAUCGCAAAUGUUUGGAAUGGUGGUGGAGCGCGUAUUCAUAAGUGAUCUGCAAAAGAUUGCGGGUGAGAUCGAGCGCAAAGUGGUCGCCGUCGGAAUCUCGAAUCUGUUGAUUGAUUGUCCCGCAAUGCUCGAAGCUCCAUACAAUGUGUUCUAUCCUCGCCUGUUGGCUACAUUGGUGGAAUUCUUUGAGCUCCCGCAAGAUCAAAGCUUAUUACCGGAGGACGAUGUAUUCCCGGAAUUCGAUGACACGGUCGGAUACCAGGUGGGCUACAGCCAACUCGUCUGCGCGAGAAGUCCACGAAAAGAUCCCUUGGAAAAUAUCGGGGACAUACGUUUGCAUUUGGCGCAAGGCCUCGGAAGAUUGUCGCCGGGACAUUUGCCAGGAUUGCUGGGCCAGAUUCCUGAGCCGAAUGCGAACCACUUGAGAAAUUAUCUCCAAACGGCUGGGAUUACUGUUGCAUAAUACAAGCCAUAUGUCCGAGAUAGAUUGAAAAUACAUCUGAUAGCUCGAAAAAUAAAUAAUAUCGAACUGAAUAAAUUGUAAUUGAAGCUGGAGAAUCCCUUUUAUACGGUAAUUGUACAAUUCAUGAAAUUCUCUCAACUCAGCCUAUUUGUAAUUCAAGACGUAGGGAAAUAUUUGUACCGUAUGUGCGUUCGUUUUUAUAUUACAACUUUGUUAAUCAUGUAUUAUUAUAAAAAAAAAAA
Linepithema humile (Argentine ant) is the source of this 3297-nucleotide messenger RNA. RefSeq names its product chromosome segregation 1 (gene Cse1). Gene Ontology annotation, cellular component: nuclear envelope; cytosol. Gene Ontology annotation, molecular function: small GTPase binding; nuclear export signal receptor activity. Lineage: Eukaryota; Metazoa; Arthropoda; Insecta; Hymenoptera; Formicidae. The record is from RefSeq and is a predicted model, not a curated record. Gene Ontology annotation, biological process: protein export from nucleus; protein import into nucleus.